Molecule: messenger RNA, 613 nt
Organism: Hymenoscyphus albidus
Lineage: Eukaryota; Fungi; Ascomycota; Leotiomycetes; Helotiales; Helotiaceae
Source: the annotation of a GenBank genome assembly
AUGGAGCAAGAGAAGGCUAGAUGCAUAUUCGCUUUCGCUCAGAAUUUGCAAGUUGGUGUUACAGUAAGAUACCACGCAAAUGUCAAGUAUGCAUUUCAAAUUGCGAUCCCCAACCUCUGCCGUGAAGUACCGGAUCAGAUGAUCUGGUGAUCACUGAUUACUACUUUGUGUAAGCGAUCGUUUGUCACCUUGCCUCUAGACCACACAGAACAUCAAUUGAGAAAGUCAAAGAACGGGACCGAGUACGACUAGUCGCAGUGGCAAAUCAAACCCUUCCAACCCCUCACAGAAAAGCUCUUUGACGGGAGAAGGGACAAAGAAUAUCGCAACUGCAAAUACUUCAAAUAGCAAAAAGAUGUUUCGCAGACGCCGAAAGAUGGGAAGGGGAGACCUCGAGAGCCUGGGAAAUACUUUCGACAUGCAGGAUACAGUAAACGAUACUGGAGCAAAAGCUCAUGUAAGUGGUGAGGAUAUAAGGCUGGUGCGGUUGAAGCAGAUUAAUUCCGAAAAUGGGAGGGAGACUCCAAAUACACACAGCAGAGCGAAGUGGGUUCAAAUCAUAUACAAGUACAGCGGGAGUUUCAUGUUCAAAGAGAUUAGUAGAGGUCACUGA